AUGACUUCUCCCGGUCUGUCUAUUACCCAACUUAACUUGCAUCACAGCAAGGCCGCCUCUACAGUUUUUCGGAGGAACAUGUCUGCGUGGCACACAGGUCUAUGGCAAGUAUGCUUCCAAGAUUUUCAAGACACUCAACAUUUGUACGACACUAGGUUUACUGGCUGUUGGUGGGUCUUUGAAGAAGAAUACUACAUCUUACACGACAUUGUGCUACCACCCUUUUUCGUGGCCACUCAAUUCAUGUUCACACUAUGCUUCACAUUGCUUCUGAUUGGAACUUUUUUGACAGCAAUGUACACAUGCUGUUCUCGCCAGCACCACAAAUAUCAGUUGCUUCUUUGGACGAAUGGAGCAAUGUUGACUCUCUCUGGAGUUAGUGGUAUCAUAGCGGUAUUGAUCUUUGGCGGUCGUGGUGAUUAUCGAGACUGGAUGCCAAACUGGCAGCAUAAUGACAUUGGCUGGUCUUACGCUCUGGCAGUGAUUGGCAGCUUUAUUCUGCUUGCCUCAGGAAUUCUUUUCCUGGUUGAAGGUCGUCGACACAGGAAAAAGAUCGAGAAAAUCUUAAACGAAGACCAAAAAACACAUACCACAAUUUAAUUGGAAUGAUAUACCUUGUAAAAAGUUGACUUUUGUUUUUUGACAAUGUUAUAAGCACUGCAUCUGAAACAUAACUUCAAUACAGCAGCGCAGCCUUACAUAUUUAGUAGUCUUGCUUCACUGCCUUUUCGUGCAGACUUUUUUUUAGACGUAAACGAUUGGUAUAUUUUAUGACUGCAUACAAAAAGCAUAUGCAACCCGUAAAUUAUCAGGACUUGAGACCGAUAUAAUUUAUAAUCUUCGUGGAUUCCAAAAUUUUCCCAAGAGCUUCCAUGAAAUCCUUUGUACAUUAAACAUAUCAAUUGCAAGCAUUGGGGCACAUGAAAAAGAGAUUGAAGAUCUGUUCGAACUACUUGUUGGAAAACACACACACACACAUCUAGUAUUAGGGCAUAAAUAUUAUUGACUCAAUGCAAAAAUAGACAUCUCAGAUAGGAGAAUGAAGAUCUGUUUAGACUGUAAGUUUGGCAAAUCUCUGAGUUCAGAAUUCAUUCUUCCACUCAUGAUCGGUAUGCAUGUGAUUACUUGCCGAUAUUCUAUUGAAAAAAUACUAAUGACCCAGAACUCAAAAGAAAAGUUCAGGUACUAAUAAAAUAUAUGGUUUUAAUGAUUCAUAUUAUAAAGUCUAAAACCUAAAAAAAUAAAAAUUAUGAUUCAAUGAUAAUUUUCAAAAAAUUACUGUUAAUUAAUUUUAAAGGUACUUACGUUGUACGCAAGACGUAAUUUAAAUCAAUAUUGUAAGUCCAAAUUAACUUUAUGUUGCCGGUUUAAUUACUUGUUCUCAGAUCUUUUAAUAUUGAAUAGUUGAUAUGAAUGUAAUCCGUCCUUAGUCGUACAAUUUAGAUCAACUAUAUAAUAAGCGUCGGCGCAUAUAUAUUUAUAGCAAAAGCAAUUGUAAAUAUAAUUAAGUAUAAGCAUAGUGCCUUUGACUAAUGAAUAUUAUUGUAUUUUAUUAAAUGAAACGUUAACUUAAAUACUCUGUAAUGUUAAUGUUCUGUUUGCACUUUUGUAUCAAACAUAUUACAAAACCUAAUAAAGGUAUUUAUUUAACCAAA
This is a messenger RNA of Belonocnema kinseyi, 1655 nucleotides long. RefSeq lists its product as uncharacterized. The transcript is spliced from 2 exons. The record is from RefSeq and is a predicted model, not a curated record. NCBI's taxonomy places the organism in Eukaryota, Metazoa, Arthropoda, Insecta, Hymenoptera, Cynipidae. Bases 1 to 600 code for a protein of 199 amino acids. Gene Ontology annotation, cellular component: membrane; septate junction. Gene Ontology annotation, biological process: regulation of tube size, open tracheal system; septate junction assembly.